AUGUCAACAAAUUUAGCAAAUUACUUCGCCGGUAAGAAAGAUCUUGAAAAUGAGCAUGUAAAUAGAAGUGCUAACCAUGAUAGUAAUAUUAAGGGUAAUGGUAGUGUUGCUGGUAACAAUAAUGACAACGACAACGAAGAUAUGGGACCUUCAGUAUCAAUGGCCGUUCAAGCAAAAAAUGAUGAUGAAUUUCAUAAAUCAACUUUCAAUUUAAAAAGAACAAGGUCAAUGGGCCUCCUCGAUGAAUAUAUUGAUCCUACUAAGAAACUGUUAGGAAGAUCAGACGACUUAUAUGAUGACGACAAUGAAUAUUAUGAAAACUCAUCUGGUAAUUCUUCAAGCAAUUCUUCAGAUGAUGACUAUGAUGAUGAUGAUGAUGACGAUGAUGAUGACGAUUAUCAGGACCACUCAACCUCCGUCUCUCCACCACCCCCGGACAACGAUAGCUAUUUAAUCCCACAAGAUGAUAAUGAUGUUGUGGUGGAACCAGAAAGACACGUUGAUUAUCUGUCGCACGAAUGGAAGGAAUCUGAAAUCUCUAAUUCUUGGAAAUACAUCAUUCUAAAGAAAAAGAAAAGAGACGUCGAUUUGGUUAAUGCUGCCAGAUUAGAAAACGCCUCAUGGAGAACGUGGGCAAAAGCAAGAAACAAUUUGAAAACAGUGUCACCUGAAGUAGUUAAUUGGUCAAAGGAUUCUGACGUUACAUGGUUAUACGGUCCUAUUGUAAGAGAUUCUGAAGGUAAUUCCAAAAGUGAAGAAGAGCAUGAUCUGGAAAGGGGUUACGGUUCAGAUGAUGAAAAUUCCAAAAGAAUCUCAAAGCCUACUAAAAAACCAAAAUUACCAGUGGCUGCUCCCAAGCCAAUUUUAAAGAAAAGGACCGUAACAGAAAUCAUAGAAGAUAAUGCUUUAUGGAAACUGAACGAGGCAAGAAAACAUAUGACUGAAGUCAAGCACGCUUCAGUAAUAAUGGAUCCCAACGGCAAUAAAAAUGUCCAUGAUGACUUCGAUGCCCUUGCUGCUCAAGUUAACGCCCAGUAUUAUCAUUAUCCUAAGAAACCAGACAAUAACGCUAGUUCGAAUUGUCAACCUUCAGAUAAAAGCAAUGGUUCUCCUACAAUACCGAAUUCUAUAGGGACAAAAUCAAACAGUGGUGAUAAAAAUGAAAAAGAAGAUUUUCACCUGAAAUCGGCACUCCGCGUUCAAAAAAAUCAGUCAACGACACAGUCUGACAAAGGCAUACUGAAGAAUAAUACCAAUAUUCGUGUUGAGGGUCAUUCUGACGAAAAUCUGGAUUCUUCUUUGUGUUCUGAUAAUAACCGGUUCUUCUCAUCCAAAUCUUUCACUAAUAGAGACGAUGAAAAUCAUUCGUUAGGAUUGUCGUCAAUAUUAACCUCAAGUCCAAGUGAAAAAUCCAACAAGUCCACCAAAAAUAGACAUAUACAUUUCAAUGACAGAGUGGAACAAUGUAUGGCACUACGAUAUCCAGCGUCACAAUCAGAAGAUGAUGAAAGUGAUAACGGAGGGGGAGGAUAUGUUGAUGUUAAUAACAAUGCGAACGUUACAACGAUAAACAAUAACCGGACUCCAUUGCUAGCUCCUCAUAAAAACUCUUUCUCAGUGAACUCUUCAUCUGAGCACCUUCAUAGAGAUACUAGCGAUGACGAUAUGUCAUCGGCAUCAUCAUCGUCGUCUCACUCGGAUGAUGAGGAAAAUGGUGGUCUUUACAUAAAUGCGAGAUUUUCAAGGAGGUCUGAUUCUGGAGUUCAUUCGCCAAUAACAGAUAAUUCUUCUGUAGCUUCCUCUGCCACCUCAAGAUCCCAUGUACGUCCCAUAAUAAAGUUACUUCCUGAUACAACUUUAAAUUAUGGAUCGGACGAAGAAUCCGAUAAUAGUGAGUUCAAUGGGUAUGGUAAUGCUGUUUCACAUAAUGUCAAUACCUCUAGAGGCUAUGACUACAUAUAUGAUUAUAAUUCGGUUUACACUGGCGACACUUCUAGUUUUCUUCCAGUAGAUUCAUGUGAUAUCGUAGACGUGCCUGAAGGAAUGGAUCUACAAACAGCUAUUGCUGAUGACAACGCAUCAACUUAUGAAUUUAAUAAUGCUGUAGAGUCCAAAAAAAAACAUGCCCCAAAACUUCAUAAAGCUACAACCAAUACAAACCGCCAACAUGGAUCACAUAUGCUAUUAUAUGACGACGACAAUUAUAGUUCUUCAUCUGACAGCGAACAGCAAUUUAUUGAAGAUUCCCAAUACAACAGUAGCGAUGAUGAAGAUGAUGAAGUUAAUGAUGGUCAAGCAGUAGAUGAUAACAAAGACGAAGGACUUUCACUAAGGAGAACAUUGUCAUUGGGAAAAUCGGGGUCUACUAAUUCUUUAUGCGAUUUAUCACAACCACCACUUUCUUUAGCAGUCUCUUGUCAGCAAAAGAAUCCCACUAAUUUCAUAGAGGGUAAAGCCGACGCAAACAAGUGUGCGCAACUGGCUGUUAGACCGUAUCCGUUGAAGCGCAAUUCUUCUUCAGGGAAUUUCAUAUUCAAUUCAGAUAGUGAAGAAGAGAGUAGCAGUGAGGAGGAACAGAGGUCAAUGCCCAGAUCGAAUCUGCUGGCCAAUCAAGAUACUUCAAAAGAAAGUAUAACACCAGCUAACAUACUGUCCCAAAAGAAAACAGUCAUUCCAAAGCAAUCAAAGGCACCUGAUAAUUCACAAAGCUUUAGAAUUAUAAAUAACACUCCUUCAUCUGCCGAAGUCGGUUCGAGUGCUGUUGCCAUAGAAGGUUACUUUUCUCCAAGGAAUGAAUCUAUCAAAUCUGUCGUUUCCGGAGGAAGUACGAAGGACCAACAAAAUCACUCAGAAAUGGACACCUUGGCCAAAGGAUUCGAAAAAUGCCAUAUAAAUAAUGCAGAUAGUUCAAAGGACAGGAGUAUUGAAAAUGUUCAAAACAGAAGAAAGGAGGCUUCUUUAACAGAUUCAAGUAACGAGAGUUUACAAAAAGUGAUGCAAAAUGCAAAGGGUAUGGCAAGCAAAUACUUACAUUCUUGGAAAAAAAGUGAUGUCAAGAAACAAGAAACCGGUAAUGACAACAAUUGA
Molecule: messenger RNA, 3087 nt
Organism: Saccharomyces mikatae IFO 1815
Lineage: Eukaryota; Fungi; Ascomycota; Saccharomycetes; Saccharomycetales; Saccharomycetaceae
Gene: REG1
Product: protein phosphatase regulator REG1
Exons: 1
Coding region: 1-3087 (1028 amino acids)
Biological process (GO): protein catabolic process in the vacuole; cellular response to glucose starvation
Source: RefSeq, a predicted model, not a curated record